This is a messenger RNA of Uncinocarpus reesii 1704, 999 nucleotides long. RefSeq lists its product as uncharacterized. The record is from RefSeq and is a predicted model, not a curated record. Bases 1 to 999 code for a protein of 332 amino acids. The transcript is spliced from 3 exons. NCBI's taxonomy places the organism in Eukaryota, Fungi, Ascomycota, Eurotiomycetes, Onygenales, Onygenaceae.
AUGGCAUCUCUUGGGCGACAGACAAUCAGAAUUGGCUACGUGCCUGAACACUACCUGACUCCUCUUCACCUCGCCGCCCGCUCCGCCUUCCCGUCCCUCCCGUUCAAUGUCUCCCUGACGCCUUUUCCUUCCGGAACGGGGCACAUGAUAUCUUCUUUACGGCAGAAUGAGAUAGAUGUUGGAAUUGGCCUUACGGAGGGCUGGGUUGCGGGGCUGGUUGGCAAGGAGCAGAUUGAAAAGGGAGCUGAUGCGGACGGGGGAUAUAAAGUCGUUGGCCAGUGGGUAGAGACUCCGUUGAGAUGGGCCAUUGUGACGGGGCGGAAGAGAGACAAUAUUGCCAGUGUAGAUGACUUGAAAGGUGGGAAUGUCGGGGUGAGCCGGCUGGGCAGCGGAUCGCAUAUCAUGUCCUUCGUCCUUGCGAAGCAGCAGAAUUGGCCCGCCUCGACACCGCUUACGCCAGUGAUCCUAGGUCCUUUCGCAUCACUCCGGAAUGGUGUGACAGGGGCAAAUCCAAACGACCCAGAUGCACCACCGGACCCGACUGCGGACUUUUUUAUGUGGGAAGAAUUCACCACCAAGCCAUAUUUUCACGUAACCAUGGCUACCCCGAAUCCGCCGCUGAAAAAGAUCGGGGAGAUCUUCACCCCGUGGCCCUCAUGGCAUAUUGCUGCGUCCACCUCCACUUUCCCAGAUCCGGCGAAUGAUGCUCGAUUGUCACAGCUUCUCGAAGCUCUGGAUCAGGGCAUCUCCGCAUUUGAGGCUGAUCCGGUGCAUGCUGUGGCGCUAUUGGGCACUGGAGAGUUGGGUUGCACGUAUUCAAAAGAGGACGCCACUGAAUGGUUGAAAGACGUCAGGUUUAUUCAAGGUAAUACCAGGGGCAUUGCGAAGGGCGUCAUAGAAAAUGUUGUUGAUAUCUUGAAGAAUGCUAGCGUUGUGCCGGAUGAUAUUAGCAAUGAUGAAGCUGUCAGGCGAGUUGCGGGCAUUCUUCGAGAGACUUAA